AACAGUUUCUUUUUCAUUCUAGAGUAAUGUUUAUUCAAGUUAUUUGUUACAUUUGUUGCUUGGUUGUGAAAUAUUAUGUAUUGAGUCUAACUUUGACAUCCUGAAAGCUGGGACAUGGACAAGAGAAACCAAACAUUUGUGAGAGAAUUCAUUCUUCUGGGACUCUCUGGUUACCCCAAACUUGAGAUCAUGUUCUUUGCUCUGAUUCUAGUUAUGUAUGUAGUAAUUCUCAUUGGCAACGGUGUUCUCAUCAUAGCAAGCAUCUUUGAUUCUCGUCUUCACACACCCAUGUACUUCUUUCUGGGCAACCUCUCUUUCCUGGAUAUCUGCUAUACAUCCUCCUCCAUUCCCUCAACAUUGGUGAGCUUAAUCUCAAAGAAAAGAAACAUUUCCUUUUCUGGAUGUGCAGUGCAGAUGUUCUUUGGGUUUGCAAUGGGGUCAACAGAAUGUUUGCUUCUUGGCAUGAUGGCAUUUGAUCGUUAUGUGGCCAUCUGUAACCCGCUGAGAUACCCCAUCGUCAUGAGCAAAGUGGCAUAUGUACUGAUGGCUUCUAUAUCAUGGCUCUCUGGUGGAAUCAAUUCAAUCGUGCAAACAUCACUUGCCAUGCAACUGCCUUUCUGUGGGAACAAUAUUAUUAAUCAUUUCUUAUGUGAGAUCUUAGCUGUCCUCAAGCUAGCUUGUGCUGAUAUAUCCCUCAAUAUUGUUACCCUAGCAGUGUCAAAUAUUGCUUUCCUAGUUCUUCCUCUGUUGGUCAUUAUUUUCUCCUAUAUGUUUAUCCUCUAUACCAUCUUGAGAAUGAAGUCAGCCACAGGAAGACACAAGGCAUUUUCUACCUGUUCAGCUCACCUGACUGUGGUGAUCAUAUUUUACGGUACCAUCUUCUUUAUGUAUGCAAAACCUAAGUCCCAAGACCUCCUUGGGAAAGACAACUUGCAAGCUACGGAGGGGCUUGUUUCCAUGUUUUAUGGUGUUGUGACCCCCAUGUUAAAUCCCAUAAUCUAUAGCUUGAGAAAUAAAGAUGUAAAAGCUGCUAUGAAAUAUUUGCUGAGUAGGAAAGCCAUUAACCAGUAAGGUGAAAGGGAUAUGUGGGUCUUUUAUGUAUAAUUAGCUUUCCUUAGCCAUUCCACAAUGUAUGCAUGAUAUGGUUUGGAUAUGUACCCAUCCAAAUCUUAAAUUGUAGCUCCCAUAAUCCCUACAUGUCAUAUGAGGGACCUGGUGGGAGGCAGUUGAAUCAUGGGAGUGUGUUUUUCACAUGCUGUUCUGUGAUAAUGAGUAAGUUUCAUGAGAACUGGUGGUUUCAUUAAAAGGGCAGUUUCCCUGCACACACUCUCUUGCCUGCUGCCUUGU
This is a messenger RNA of Sapajus apella (tufted capuchin), 1347 nucleotides long. RefSeq names its product olfactory receptor 13C4. The transcript has a single exon. Lineage: Eukaryota; Metazoa; Chordata; Mammalia; Primates; Cebidae. The coding region runs from base 115 to 1071 and encodes 318 amino acids. Gene Ontology annotation, biological process: G protein-coupled receptor signaling pathway. Gene Ontology annotation, cellular component: membrane. The record is from RefSeq and is a predicted model, not a curated record. Gene Ontology annotation, molecular function: olfactory receptor activity; G protein-coupled receptor activity.